Messenger RNA from Aplosporella prunicola CBS 121167, 2289 nucleotides. RefSeq lists its product as uncharacterized. Gene Ontology annotation, cellular component: cytoplasm. NCBI's taxonomy places the organism in Eukaryota, Fungi, Ascomycota, Dothideomycetes, Botryosphaeriales, Aplosporellaceae. Gene Ontology annotation, molecular function: oxidoreductase activity. The transcript has 5 exons. The record is from RefSeq and is a predicted model, not a curated record. The coding region runs from base 1 to 2289 and encodes 762 amino acids.
AUGGCUCCCUCCACUCCUCGUCUGAGGAUCCUGUCAGUCGGCGGCAAUGCCGUGUCGGCUUUCCUCUCCUGGCGUCUCCAGGCCACUAACGCCUGCGACGUCACCCUUGUCUGGAAGUCGGGCUUUGAGAACGUGGCGCAAUAUGGCAUUUCGAUGAAGUCCAAGCAGUACGGCAACGAACGGUUCAAGCCUCACGCAGUCGUCCGCUCGCCCGAAGAUGCGGCGCAAGCCUCGAAAGCCCCGUUCGACUACGUCCUUCUUUGCGUCAAGGCCCUUCCUGACGUCUAUGACAUUGCGUCUGUCAUCGAGUCCGUCGUUUCCCCGCAGCACACAUGCAUUCUCAUGAACACCACCCACAACAUCGGCGUCGAGUCGUACCUUGAGCAGCGCUUCCCCACCAAUGUCGUCCUGUCACUCGUUUCGGGCGCUGAGAUCACCCAAUUGGGUGCCAGCGAGUUUGAGCACCAGGACGCUUCUGAUAUCUGGGUGGGUGCUGCAAACGAGAACCCGGCAAUUCCCGGAUCCAUCCAGACAGACAUGGCCGAGGCGCUGGCGAUGACGCUUAGCUCGGGACAGGUGGACUGCAAGGUGUCGAAGAACAUCCGGCAACAGCAGUACGAGCGGAUGAUUGGAAACAUUGCUUUCCAUCCCGCGAGCGUCCUCUUCGAGAACGCCAACCACGCUGAGCUCAUUGAGAAGGUGGGCGUGCGUUCGCUGAUCUCAGGGGUGAUCGAUGAGCUCCUGCAGAUCGCAACGGCGCAAGGUUGUAGCUUCCCCUCCGAUUUCAAGGAUACGACGAUCGCAGCAAUGGCCCGCCCGCAGGAGACGAACAGCAUUAUGUACCAGGACUUUGCCGCGAAGCGUCCGAUGGAGGUGGAGACUUACCUUGGUUCGCCGCUGAAGCUUGCUCAGGAAGCGAACGUUGCAGUGCCCAGGAUUGAGACUGUGUACGCCAUGCUGCACCACGUUAACAUUGUCAACCAGCAAAGGCCUGCUGCCGCUGCCCCGAUGUCGCCCCAGGCGGGUGGCCCUCCGCGCAUGACUGGACCGAUGCCCCGCGGACCGCCUGCGAACGGCAUGCCGAUGAAGAACGGCAUGCGCUCCAGUAGCAGGGCGCCCUCAAUGACUGGACAAGGUCCUCCACCGAUGAUGAGGAGAGGCCCGCCCCCGCCGAACGGUUACCCACAAAGGCCCCAGCCCGGCCCCCACGGACCGCCCAUGAACAGACGCCCGUCGCUCGAGGGUAAUGACCUUGAGGAGUUUAGCCACUUGAUGCUGUACGAUGCGGUUCCGGAGGACGGUGCUGAGAUUCCCAACGGCCUCGUUCCCAACGGUGUUUACCCCGACAGUGCGCCGGCCUCGUCGACCGAUUUGGCCCUGAGGGAACGUGAACUUGCGUUGAGGCAGAAGGAACUCGCCUUGAGGGAGCAGGAGUUCAGGAUGCGUGGUCCUCCCGGACCCCCUGGCCCGCGUAGGCCUAUGCCUCCGGCUUCGGUCGCCGGCGACUAUGACGAGGAGGAUGGCGACUUCUUUGACCCGAUGGCUCCCCGCGCCCCUAUGGUUGACCCUGAAAACUUUGACAUGAUGAGUAUCACUUCUCGUCGCACCCGCAAAGCACCCAGCGCGCAGCAACUGCGCAAGAACCCCGAGAUGGGCGGCAACGGCCCGCAGUCGCGCUCCAGGAGCGCAUUCGGAAGGCCCAUGAUGGGUAACAAGAGGACUUCGGCGAGACUGAUGAACGACGUGCCAGGCCUCCAUGACUCUCUCAUGAACAACGCUCUUUUGGGAUACUCUUCUGAUCGCUACGGAAACGUUGACCGCGCAAACAUGGGUCAACAGUCGAGGACGAACUCGCUGACCGCAGCUCGUUUGGACGAGAUGGCCGGCCCCGGCUACGGCGCCUACCCAAUGCCACGCAGAGCUAGUCAAUCACCUGGUAACCCACUCAGUCCGGGCCGUGGAAGGCCUUCGCCUCCUGGUGGCUAUCCUCCGUACGCUAACGGACCGCAGCCCAACGGUAGGCCGUCUCCCCCGGGCAUGAAGCAGCCAGUCCCCCGUCAUCCGCCGGGACAUGGCAACGCAGUGGCACCGCAGGCGGUUGAGCAACACGCAGGUGUAAGCAACCAAUACCCGCCCAGAAAAGGCCCUCAAGUUCGCAGUCUGACUGGAAGUGCGAGCGCUAGCGCGGAGAGUGGUGAUAGCGGCGCCAGCGCUCUUGUAGAUUCUGAACCCUCCGCGGCCAGCAGUCAAAGCAGCCUGGGACCGCAUGCCCCUAUUGGCGUUCGGUAG